GGAGAGAGAGCGAUGAGAGAGAAAAGGCGCAGAAGAGAUCCAAAUCCGAAGACCCUAGAUCCCGUGGGAGAGGAUGAUGAGUCGCGUGUAGUCACUGGAAAAGAAGGAAAAGGGUUCUUCGCCUGCUACAUAUUGACCUCCCUUAGCCCUCGUCACAAGGGUCACACCUAUAUCGGGUUCACGGUUAACCCAAAGCGGAGAAUAAGGCAGCACAACGGAGAGAUUAGGAGUGGUGCAUCUAGAACAAAGAAGAAACGUCCAUGGGAAAUGGUCCUCUGUAUCUAUGGUUUCCCCACCAACAUCUCUGCCCUUCAGUUUGAAUGGGCUUGGCAGCAUCCGAGAGAGUCGCUUGCAGUGAGGGAAGCUGCUGCUGCUUUUAAAUCCUUCUCUGGACUUUCCAACAAUAUCAAGCUUGCAUACACAAUGCUAUCUCUUCCACCUUGGAAUAGCCUGAACCUGACAGUCAACUAUUUCUCAUCAAAGUAUGCACACCACAGCGGUCUUUCUCCAAGUUUGCUUCCUCACAUGAAAGUCCAUGUUUGUGCUAUGGAUGAUCUACCAUGUUUCAGUAAAGGAGACAACAAUUCUCAACCCGAAGAUGAAGAGAGUCUCGAUAGUAAUGAAGAAGAGGAUGAUGAUGGUAGCAACCAAAUCCAGUCUAGGAAUCCAACUACAAGCUCACUGGAUGACUUGUAUCCCGGUGAAAAAGUGAAAGAUCACAUAACUGUACUUGAUGACAGAUUAGCAAAUUUCACUGGUUUUGGGUUAUUAGAUGAGAGUGAUGAUGAUGAUGAUGAUGAAGUAUCACGUAGCACUGUAGGAUCUAUUGAAUCCGUGGAGAAAGAACCUGAGGCUGACAGAUUAGCAACUUUCAGUGGUUUUGGCUUUGAAGAGAUUGUUGUUGAUGAUGAAAUAUCACAUAGUAUUAUGGAGAAAGAUUGUUGGAGAAGAAGCAGCCUUAUCAGAUCAACCACUGAAGUUGAAGUGAUAGAUCUGAUGACCCCCUCACCGAGCUGCAGAGAUGGAUGGUCUAUGAAGAGGCCAAGAGUUUCUGAGUUUAUUAUAGAUUUGACAAGGUCUCCUAAUUUCAUAGGGUUGUAAAAUAACAUUUAUAGAUGUAAAGUUUUAACAUUUGGAUGCACAAAACAACAGUUUCUUUGUUUACGUAAUUUUUGUGAAGCUUUCAAAUAGAUUUACAUUUUUGUGGGGAAUAAAAAAUGAG
Molecule: messenger RNA, 1222 nt
Organism: Eruca vesicaria subsp. sativa (arugula)
Lineage: Eukaryota; Viridiplantae; Streptophyta; Magnoliopsida; Brassicales; Brassicaceae
Source: the annotation of a GenBank genome assembly